Fusarium oxysporum Fo47 is the source of this 1531-nucleotide messenger RNA. Its product is annotated as globin-like protein. The transcript has a single exon. NCBI's taxonomy places the organism in Eukaryota, Fungi, Ascomycota, Sordariomycetes, Hypocreales, Nectriaceae. Gene Ontology annotation, molecular function: heme binding; oxygen binding; nitric oxide dioxygenase [NAD(P)H] activity. The record is from RefSeq and is a predicted model, not a curated record. Bases 200 to 1465 code for a protein of 421 amino acids. Gene Ontology annotation, biological process: cellular response to nitrosative stress; nitric oxide catabolic process. Gene Ontology annotation, cellular component: intracellular anatomical structure.
AUUUUUAGAACGCAUGCUUCAUCCUGGCAUCUACCUAUGGGGUCAAGGAUGACAAAGUCAGGUUUUACAAGCAUGAACAAUGGAAAAUGUGUCGUUGAUCCGCUAUAUAUAUUAACAAGACAUGCCAGCGUUUCUCGACAUUCUUCUGCAUCACACAGUCAGAGAUUAAUUCAUUCUUCUUUAAUACCAACUAUCCGUCAUGUCGUUAACAACUUCCCAAGUUGACAUUGUCAAGUCAACAGCCCCUGUACUCAAGAUUCAUGGAGAGACCAUCACAUCCUUGUUCUACAAGAACUUGAUUGGCACCUACCCCGAUCUCCGCAACAUCUUCAACCUCAGCCAUCAACACGAUGGCGCUCAAGCCAAAGCUCUGGCUGGUGCUGUGCUCGCGUAUGCCACCUAUAUCGACAAGCCCGAAUUUUUAGCAUCUACAAUCGAACGUAUUGCCCAGAGACAUGUCAGUCUGAAGGUUACGGAAGAUCAAUAUGCUCUUGUUGGCGAGCAGCUUAUCAAAGCCAUUGGAGAAGUACUAGGCGAUGCCCUCACGGAUGACAUCGCUGAUGCGUGGACGGCUGCCUACGGUCAACUAGCCAAUAUCUUCAUCAACCGCGAGAAGCAAUUGUAUCAAGAGGCCGGCGAGUGGGAUGGCUGGAGGAAGUUCAAGAUUGCCAAGCGUGAGAAGGAAGCAGAUCUCAUCACAAGUUUUUAUCUGGCUCCAUCUGACGGCAAGACACCCCUGCCCCCGUUCCGUCCUGGUCAGUAUGUCAGCCUCCGAAUCAAUGUACCUGAGCUCGGUGGCAUCUUCCAAUGUCGUCAGUACAGCAUGAGUCAGGCACCUCACAGUGACUACUACCGAGUCAGUAUCAAGAAGGAGAGUUUCACUCUGGAAGGAAAAGACGAACCUUUGCCCGGCACCGUCUCCAAUCUCCUACAUAACCACUAUCAGGUUGGAGAGGAGAUUGAGAUGACAUAUCCUCGUGGCGAAUUCUGGCUUGACAUCGAAGAUGAUACAAAGGCAAAUGCACCUCUCAUUCUAAUAUCGGCGGGCGUUGGUGUUACACCCUUGAUGUCCAUGCUCGAGUCAGUUCUCAGCUCGCCUCAAUCGAAGAUGGCAAACAGACCUAUCCUCUGGCUCCACGCAGCUAGAACAUCGCAGCACAUGGCUUUCCGAACACAUGUUCGCAGUGUAUCGGCGGGCCACGAGAACGUCGAGACUCUUAUCUGGCUCAAGAACGUGGCCCAAAACGAUAAGAAGGGCGAAGACUAUGAUUUCGAGGGACGAUUAGACCUCGAUGUUGUGUAUCAAGCAAAGAAGGAAGAAUUGGAAAACAAGGGAUCUCAAUUUUUUAUUUGUGGACCUGCUUCUUGGAUGGUAGCAACAAGAGAUAAGCUACAAAGUUUAGGGGUUGCGCACGAGCAAAUCAACAUGGAGCUCUUUGGAACUGGCAGUAUCAACCAGGAGUGAGGGGACAUAUGACUGAGCAAUCAGACCAGGCAACAACAAACUAGAAUGUAGAAUUAGACAAUUGAC